Molecule: messenger RNA, 2632 nt
Organism: Lytechinus pictus (painted urchin)
Lineage: Eukaryota; Metazoa; Echinodermata; Echinoidea; Temnopleuroida; Toxopneustidae
Product: cleavage and polyadenylation specificity factor subunit 5-like
Exons: 7
Coding region: 69-752 (227 amino acids)
Cellular component (GO): mRNA cleavage factor complex
Molecular function (GO): mRNA 3'-UTR AU-rich region binding
Source: RefSeq, a predicted model, not a curated record
CUAUUUUUAAUUUGAUUCAGCGCCAUCUCCGGCAAGGACACGUCUAGUCAACAAGUUGAACAAGGAAAAUGGCGUCUACCCCGCGUGAUCGAAAUUCUGCUGGCUGGCCCAGGGGAAGAUCUGUUUCAGACUCAAACAAUGUCAAAACUUCAGCUGCAGUGCAUCGUGAUAGGACAGCAAUUUUAUAUCCUCUUACAAACUACACAUUUGGAACAAAGGAGCCUUUAUAUGAGAAAGAUUCAAGUGUACCAGCGAGGUUCCAAAGGAUGAGAGAUGAAUUUCACAAGAUGGGCACAAGACGGUCGGUUGAAGGAGUCCUUAUCGUUCAUGAGCAUGAUCUCCCCCAUGUUUUAUUGCUGCAGCUAGGGACAACAUUUUUCAAAUUGCCUGGUGGAGAACUCAAAGCUGGGGAAGAUGAGAUGGAUGGUCUUAAGAGACUUAUGACAGAGAUUCUUGGGAGACAAGAUGGUGUUCAGCAAGACUGGAUGGUAGAAGAUGUAAUUGCAAACUGGUACAGACCCAACUUUGAACCCCCUCAGUACCCUUACAUUCCAGCUCAUAUAACCAAGCCAAAGGAACAUAAAAGACUCUACUUUGUUCAACUUGCAGAGAAGGCCCUGUUUGCCGUCCCAAGGAAUUACAAGCUAGUAGCAGCCCCUCUCUUUGAACUCUACGACAAUUCACCGGGAUAUGGUCCUGUCAUAUCCAGCUUACCACAGUUACUCAGCAGAUUCAACUUCAUUUACCAAUAGCGAUGGAUCAAGAAAUCAAGAUAUUAUGUAGAUUUCGGCACGUAAAGUGGCUUGCAGCUUUGAACUAAAUGGUGGAACAUUUUUACAUGCUAGUUCUCAAGACUGCUUUUAAUCUCAUCUUGUAAAUAUAGUCUAGAGGAUUUGGGAUACCUUUUUGCAAAGCUUGAGCCCUACAGUUUCAAGUGGACAACUUUCAAUGGCAUCAAAGAUGGAUGAAGUAAAUUUUUGCAGUUCCUGGACUCUGGUUUACUUAAUUUACAGAUUUUUAUGUUUUCUUAGCACACAAAAUUGAGCUUGAAAUCUUUUAGUGACUCAUUUGGUCACUGUCUAUUCAAUAUCUGAGAUAUCAGGUUGCUGGUUUGAUUAAUUGGCAUAUCAAAACCUUGGCUCUACAAUGACUGUGUAUCUGUUUAUGACCAAUAAUAUUGUUCAAAGCUCUUAUACAGUUUAUAUGAACAUGAAUUUAGACCCAUUGAUAUGACAUUUAAGAACCAGCAUUCUUGCAGAUUAUAAUAAUAAAUCUUGCACAGAAAAUGAGUGUCUAUAUGAAGUUGUCUAAUAUGGUGAUGCUAUUUGUGGUCUCAUUUUUUCUUAGACAUUGUCGAUUGAUUUUGAAAUGGCCAUUGUCAAUUAAUGUAGUACCUUGUCAGACAUGUAAAUAGUACUUUGUUAAUGUAAAUAUCUUGAUAUUGUUUUUAAGGUUUGUAUGAUGUAUGCUUGCAUGUAGGCAUGUAGAAUGCCAUUCUCAUUGUCUCAUUAAGUGAAUAAUUUAGCUGAUGAUUGCACAUUGUUGAAGAUCUUGACUGUGUCAUAAAUAUCUACAAUUAUAUCUAAUGUAUUGGCAGCACACACUGAUUUAAUGAGAAAGUAUUUAAAACCAAGGUUUAUUGUCACCAUAUAAAUCCAGAUCUGGUACAUUCCCAUAAACCUAACUUAGUUAAAUCAUGAGAUCCAAGCAAAUAAAGAUCGCCAACACAGAUAAGCAUUUAUGGGACAAUGUUUUAUUAUAACAUGGAUAAGGUCCUUCACCUUACUAGAAUACCAUGCUUAUUUUCCUUAUUUCUCAGCAGUUACACAUCUCCCCAAAUCAUGUGGCACAUAUUUUUUUUUAUUCAUGCAUUAAAAUACUUGGUGGUCAUUUUAUUGGAUUUUUUUUUUCUUCAUUUUUUGAUCAUUACCGCAACUGGCAAUUAUAUUUAAGGAACAGGAACUUUUGAUGAUGGAAAUACCAAUGGAAUCUUGAUUUUGAUUAGCUGCCUAGCCCUGUUAACCCGUUGAAGAAGAACGAGCCCACAUAUAUGCCUGGCUGGAGUCUAUGUAAAACGUGUGGUAUAGCAAAGUCAUUCAGUCUUCAGCGGGUUAACAUGAUAGUUCCUAAUUAUGGCAAAUGCACAAUAGUUGCAGCUUUUAUGGAACAAGCCAUUGCUCGUGAAGAAAUUUAAUUGUAUUACACCUUUGAUCUUUGGUAGCCUACCUUGAAAAAAAAGGCUUUAAAACCAUCUGCACUUUUUUUGUGAAACUACCCCUGGGGUAGUCUCUCAAAAUUCACCGGGCCUAGAUGGGAUUUAGGCAUGAUUCCAAGUCACCAUUAACUCUAUCAAACACCCCCAAUAUAUCUUAAGUCAAAUAUCUUUGUGUUCCACCCAAGUACAGUAGUUACAUGGAACAAGGGAGUUAUUGGUACCUUAUUGAUUUAAUGCAUAUUUCAAUUAUAGUCGAGGGAUUUGUGUUGUUACACACUGAACUAAAAAAAACAAUAACAUUCUUUUAUAAACUUUGCCAGGCUCAUUGAAUGAUGAAAAACACUGAAAAUAGUUAAUCUGCAUUUUACGUCAUGUACAUCAUGUUAUUAAAUAUUGCAUAAAAUCAAUGAAAUAAAA